AUGGCCGAAAUAGUGGAACAAAAGAUUGUGGAAAUAACUGAGGGGGAGGCAAAAAAAAUAGAGGAAGAAAAAAAGAUUGUGGAAAUAUCUGAGGAGGAGACUACUAAAGUUAUCGAGGAAAAAAAAGUGACGACGUCAACGUCUGUGGAGGUAAAGGAGGAACUCACCACCAAGACCACUAACAUCUUCCACCUCGCCGAUGAUCCCACUAAGAUAGCCACCACUGUGGAAUCGGACGAAGAAUCUGACGAUGAAAUUCCAGAAUUAGAGGAAGAAGGCGUCAAUAAUUCGGGUACUGUGCCAACAGAUCUUGCAAAGUUGCAAAGUCGUAGUGAGAAAAAGGCGCGAAAAGCAAUGUCGAAAUUGGGGUUGAAGAUUGUUCCUGGCAUCAAUCGUGUCACUAUCCGUCGACCAAAGAAUAUUCUCUUUGUCAUCUCUAACCCGGAUGUAUAUAAAUCCGCAAACUCCGACUGCUACAUUGUAUUUGGAGAAGCGAAAAUUGAGGAUCUUAAUUCUCAAGCGCAGGCUAAUGCCGCUCAGCAAUUCCAGAAUGCUGAGGCUGCCGUUGCAGCUCAAGAAGCUCCAAAAAUGGAUGCUGUCGAAGAUGAUGAGGAGGUUGACGAAACAGGCGUAGAAGCUAAAGAUGUCGAACUGGUUAUGAGCCAAGCUGUGCGUAUUUGA
This is a messenger RNA of Ambispora gerdemannii, 681 nucleotides long. Lineage: Eukaryota; Fungi; Glomeromycota; Glomeromycetes; Archaeosporales; Ambisporaceae. The record is from the annotation of a GenBank genome assembly.